GAAUUGGUUUGAAGCAAAGCAAGCUAUAAAAAAAAAUCAAGACAUUUCAUAAAUAUCAUCACCAUCAUCAAGCUUUCUAUCUAAACCAAAACAUCUCUUCUCUAUUAAAAACCCAAGUCGAAACUUUUCUCUAAUAAUUUGUUUUCCAAGAAGAACUUGUGUUAAUUUGUUGGUUACCUUUGAGAGAGAGAGAGAGAGAGAUAGAGAGGGAGAGGGAUUGCUUUGAACUUUCUCUUCUUUUCCUCCCUCUUCUCUUUCUCUUGGAGAUUUUUCUUUUUUGAAGAAAAGAAAGUUGAAGGGUUUGAGGAGGGUGAUAUUAUUGAAGAUAAUUUGUGGGUUUUUCUUUUUUUGAGUUUGUGAGAGUUUGCAUAGUGAAGAUGUUGGGGUGUGAAUGUUUUUGUUGGCACAGACAGACUGAUCAUGAGUUACCUUUGCCUCUGCCUCAGCCUUUUUCUUUGCCUUCACCAAUUCCAGAAUGGCCUCCAGGUCAAGGAUUUGCUACUGGAAAAAUAAACCUAGGAGAAUUAGAAGUGGUUAAUAUUAGUAAGUUUGAGAGUGUUUGGAGCUGCAAUUUGUUGCGUGGUAAAGGAAAAGGUGUCACGUUUUAUAAACCUGUAGGGAUUCCGGAUGGAUUUUUCUGUCUCGGUUAUUACUGUCAGCCAAAUGACCAGCCACUGAGAGGGUAUGUUCUUGUGGCUCGCGAAAGGGUACCUUCCAGUCCAGACAUUUGUUGCGACUAUGACUCAGAUUCAGAACUUCCAGCGCUAAGAAUGCCUGUUAACUACUCAUUGAUUUGGAGUACAGAUUCACAUGGUAAUGGUCGUGGUUUCUUCUGGCUGCCAAACCCGCCAGUGGGUUACAAAGCAAUGGGAAUUUUGGUUACUGACAACCCAGAGGAGCCUAACGUGGAAGAAGUUAGAUGUGUUCGAAAAGACCUUACAGAGACUUGUGAGAUUGGGGAUACCAUACUUGCCAAUGGUACAAACACAUUUCAUGUUUGGAACACAAGACCAUGCAAAAGGGGAAUGUUUUGCAAAGGAGUUUCUGUUGGGACAUUCUUCUGCAGCAACUACUUCGUUUCUGAAGACGAGGUGUUAGAGAUUGCGUGCUUGAAGAAUCUUGACCCGACACUACAUGCAAUGCCAAAUUUAAACCAGAUUCAUGCACUCAUCAAGCACUAUGGCGCAACAGUUUUCUUUCAUCCUGAUGAAGAUUAUAUGCCGUCGUCAGUGCAAUGGUUUUUCAAAAAUGGUGCACUUCUAUACACAGAUGGCAAGCUUAAAGGUGAACCUAUUGAUUGUUGGGGCUCUAACUUGCCUGGAGGAGGGACAAAUGAUGGUGCCUUUUGGAUAGAUUUGCCAGUAGAUGAUUAUGCAAGAAAUUAUGUUAAGAAAGGAAACUUGGAGAGUGCAGAGCUCUAUGUUCAUGUAAAACCAGCAUUGGGUGGAACAUUUACUGAUAUUGUGAUGUGGAUUUUUUGUCCCUUUAAUGGACCGGCCAACCUUAAGAUUGGGUUAAUGAAUAUACAAAUGAACAAACUUGGGCAACAUGUGGGUGACUGGGAACACUUCACUCUCCGGAUAAGCAACUUCACUGGAGAACUGUGCCAAGUAUUCUUCUCACAGCAUAGCGGUGGUGAGUGGGUUGAAGCAUUCAACUUGGAAUUUAUUGAAGGUAACAGGCCAAUCGUUUACUCAUCCAGACACGGACAUGCUAGUUUCCCACAUCCCGGGACUUACCUUCAAGGCUCGGUUAAACUUGGAAUUGGAAUUAGGAAUGAUGCUGCUCAAAGCAAAUAUUUUGUGGACUCAAGCAUUAGAUAUCAGAUUGUUGCAGCUGAGUAUCUUGGAGAUGGAGUCAUCACAGAACCAUGGUGGUUGCAGUUCAUGAGAGAGUGGGGUCCAACCAUAGUAUAUGAUUCACGAUCUGAACUGGAUAAAAUAAUUAAUAUGCUCCCAUUGAUUGUUCGAUUUUCAGUGGAGAACAUCUUUGACCUGUUUCCAACAGAGCUUUAUGGCGAGGAAGGGCCAACUGGACCGAAGGAGAAGGAUAAUUGGAUGGGAGAUGAAAUAUGUUAGUUUCAGCAUAUAUGCCUUUGCGCGAAGUCGAUAUCUUCCCUGCUUUCGAGUGUACAGUCAUACUGAGCAUGGUUUUGGUGUAUUCAUGGACCUGUAAGAGCCCGUAUGCAAUUAAGGACAUUGCUUCCCUUGUAAAGUUGGCUGAAACAAUGAUUGGAUUUCUUCUUCAAGAACGAAGGAUGCACUAAUGCUUCUGGUACAAUUUGGUUAUGGGGACAAGGCCACACGUUCAUGAGUCAAUUGCAGAGGUACUAUGCGUCCAUGCAGCCCUUCUCUUAUGCAAUUUGAUAAAGAACUCGGAACUUGUAUAAAAAUUCUGCAGUUGCCAUUCAUUCUAGUUGAUUCUUAAAUAUGGUGUUAUGUUAUAGCUCCUGUACUAGUGCUUGUGCUUGUAUGUGAUUUUGCAGAUAUGCCAUGAAAUCUUUGAAUUUCGUGAGCAAAAUUUGAAUUUGAAAAAAAAAAAAAUGAAAGAGCUAAAGCUCUCAAAGUAUCUGUCAAACCUUUGUUUGCGUCUGUUCUUGUGAUUCUCCCUGUAACUUUUCAUGUCUUAUUCAGCAAUCUAAAUAACGUAUUAGAUGGCUGUGCGAUGGCCUCACAUUGAAUGGAUAUCUA
Molecule: messenger RNA, 2690 nt
Organism: Durio zibethinus
Lineage: Eukaryota; Viridiplantae; Streptophyta; Magnoliopsida; Malvales; Malvaceae
Source: RefSeq, a predicted model, not a curated record